Adineta ricciae is the source of this 681-nucleotide messenger RNA. NCBI's taxonomy places the organism in Eukaryota, Metazoa, Rotifera, Eurotatoria, Adinetida, Adinetidae. The record is from the annotation of a GenBank genome assembly.
AUGAACAAGUCUUCUAUCAGCAACCCUUCCGUACACCAUAACAACGAAACCAAAUCCAAUCUUGAACAAACACAUUUGCCAGUUGUUUCAUGGACAACGACAGAUGUUACGAACUGGCUCGAAUCUUUGAAUCUGUCGAAUUUCAUCCAUCGACUAUGCACGGAGAAUGGCAUCGAUGGGUUAACAUUGCUUAUGAUGAAAGAGGACGAUCUAAAGCAGCCACCGUUAUCCAUUGAACGUUUGCGUGAUAUUAAAAAGCUUUGGUAUCACAUUCGUUUGCUUCAGUGUCAACAAAAUGAUUUCUACUCUUCAUUGGACGACCGCUCGACAAAACAUAAUCAUUCGUCAUUAUCACCUUCUCAUUUAUUAGGAACAAGCGAAGAUUCAUGUUCAAUACACACGAAAUCAAAGCCGAUUUUCAAGACGUUGAAUGGAGAGAAACGUAAGACUCUAGUGAGUUUUAUCUAUGCAUUGAUUAGUGGCAUAUGGACAUCGUUCAUAAUGGUAGUUGUACACAAUCGAGUACCGAAUGUACAAAAGUACCCACCGUUACCUGAUCUUUUUCUCGACAAUAUUCCACUGAUUCAUUGGGCAUUUACAGUUAGUGAGUUCUUGAUUGUUGUCAUGGGUAUCACAUUCUUACUGAUUUUAAUGUUUCACAAAUAUUGUAUCCUUCACUAG